Molecule: messenger RNA, 483 nt
Organism: Python bivittatus (Burmese python)
Lineage: Eukaryota; Metazoa; Chordata; Lepidosauria; Squamata; Pythonidae
Gene: TSHB
Product: thyroid stimulating hormone subunit beta
Biological process (GO): G protein-coupled receptor signaling pathway
Cellular component (GO): cytoplasm; extracellular region
Molecular function (GO): hormone activity
Source: RefSeq, a predicted model, not a curated record
AUGAAGAAAAGAUUGUGCAGCCAAGAGAUUGAUUCUCCUUUUAGUUGGUGUUUUGAGAUUGGGCAGCCCGGCAGAGUUGAUAGCAUGAAUCCUGUCCUUUCCAUCUCUCUGCCCCUAGUCUUUGCCUUGACUUUGGGGCAAAGUCUGUCUCUUUGUAUCCCUGUUGACUAUGUCAUCCAUGUGGAGAAGAGAGAAUGUGCCUACUGCCUAGCUAUCAACACCACCAUCUGUGAAGGAUUCUGCUUGACCUGGGACAGUAAUGUUAAGAAGCUACUUCCCCAGAGGCUGAGUGCCCUGUCCCAGGAUGUGUGUACAUACAAGGACCUGGUGUACAGGACCGUGAUGAUCCCUGGCUGUCAACACCAUGCUGUCUCUUACUAUUCCUAUCCUGUGGCAGUGAGUUGCAAGUGUGGGAAAUGCAACACUGAUUACAGUGACUGUGUGCAGGAGGCAAGUGGCACUGGUUAUUGUGCAAUGCUCUAG